CAGUGAAAAAACUUAAUUUUGAAACUGAAAAUGGCCAACAAAGUCAACACAUAUCUUGUAGCCGUUACAAUUAUAGAAGGAAGACACUUUAUUUGGGACAACAUGAAUUCCGCAGUCAUUGUGCGAGUGGCCAAUAAGAAAAAAUGCACUUCAGUCCAGAAAUUUACGGAUUGUCCCUUUUACAAUGAGUAUUUCGUGUUCGAGCUACAUUCCACCUAUGAGAAGCUUCUGGAAAAAGCAAUUACCAUAACGGUGAUCCAGCCGAGGACUUUUUGCAGAAAACGCAAAAUUCUCGGCAGCGUCAAGCUGGAUGUCGCCACUGUAAUGAACCAGAAAAACUGCCAGUUCUACCAUAGAUGGGCAGUUCUGGCCAGUCCAAAAGCGGAUGUUGCCAGCGGCCCGACUGGCUACGUAAAACUGGACAUCACAAUUUUAGCCAGAGGCCAAACUCCCAAACUUCCACUUCACAUUGCCAACGACGAAAUCGAAGGCAAUUUGCUCACUCCAAUGACUUUCGUCGGAGAGCGGCAAAGAGCUAAGUUCACUUUCAACAUCUAUCGAUGCGAGCACUUACAUGCGAAGAUCCUGCAAUUUAUCGAUCCAAUUCCCGGAAAACACAGUGCGGCAAUUGAUAUAAAACCUUCCAGUCAUGUUACUGUAAGCUUUGCUGGAUCAGUUGCCAAUACCACUAAAAGAAAAGGGACAGCAGAUCCUGUUUUCAAUGAAAAACUCACCAUAACUGAUCUGUUCCCCCCUCUAUGCCAAAGAGUCAAGCUGGAGAUUUGCUUUAAUGGAAUUAAAAAAUCCGUUCAAGCUGUCCAUUUUUUGAACUUAAAGCACAUUUCCAAUGACACAGUUGAGGGAUUCCUGCCCACAUUCGGACCAGCCUACAUCUACCUUUACUCCAAGCAAAUCCUCGAAGGUUACGCGGGUACCAUUCUGAUGUCCAUGCGAACUGAGUUUCUGGACGACACAAUCGCCUCAAGUGCGGCCCACAAAACCAGCAUCCAGCAUGGAAUUGCCGCUUUAAAUGAAGAAAACUUGUUUUCCUUCGAACAAGUGUUUUUGUUUGCUGCUAUUUUCGAGGCCAACUGCAUAUCGAAGAAAUACAGCGACAAGCUGGUGUCUUUCAGGAUCACUUUGGGAAGCAUUUGCUCUGAGUUGAACCUCAGAGGAGGAUUGGGCGAUGAAGUGCCAGCCAAUGUUACCAUUGGUCAAAAGCCAAUGAAAACCGGAAAAAACUUCUACUACCUCAACUUCGCCGAAGAAAAACCUUGCUUAUCGUUGCGAUCCAAAUGGCCGGAUUUCAGGAAGCGAAUGUACCAUUCGAACAUGUUGGAGAAAAUCGCGAAAACUUUGAAAACUCGCUUGGAAGAAAUUGAACUGAUGUUCACCAAAACAUCUUCAGCACUAAUCGAAGAUCGCCUGAAGGAAACUAUCGAUAUUUUAUUCACCAUGGCCAAGAAAUACGUGGAAGUGAUCACGGUCAGUUAUGACUUUGACUAUGGAAGUCCCUUGGACAAGGAAAGAACUCAAAUGUGCCUGAGAAGCAUGAACGGCAUUCUUGACCGUCUGCAGUUCUUGCAAGCGAACAAAUCGAAGAAAUUAAUUUUCCGCCACUUGGACGAUAUUCAAAAGAAACUAGAGGCGCUGGUAGAAGAUGCCCAACCCUGCUGGCCAGACGUGUUCCUGUGGAUGACCUGCGGCAACAAGAAAGUCGGUUGCUUAAGAAUCCCGGCUCGGGAGAUUGUUUUUUCGCCUGUUGAAGAGGAAAUUGGGCAAUUUUGCGGAAAGAUUACACCGAGACUUUUUAUGCUAGAAGAUAAAAACGCCAUUAUAUGCAAAAUCGAGCUCCUAAUGUGGGCCGGAUUGGAAAAGCAGCAGCAGGAUUGUUUCAACUUAUUGCCCAAAGGCUUCAAGUAUGAAGGAAGACAACUCGUGGCUGAAGAGAAGCACCUUUUUGAAGGCAAAGCCUACAUUUUUGAGGGCGAAAUUCAGCCGGGGUUUGAUGAGAGCGGUCUAGUCGAUCCGUUCGUUCAAGUGUGCCUGAACAAAGAACUCAAGGAAACUCAGGUAAAGAAGAAUGUUUUGGUGCCAGUUUGGGACCAAACGCUAACAUUCCACAACGUCUGCCUGCACGGGGCCCGAGAGCACAUUAUCCAGAACCCGCCCAGUAUUUUGGUGCAAAUGUUCGACCAAGAUCCGUUAUCAGUUGAGUUCGUCGGAAGAACAAUUGUAAGGCCAAACAUGCGGCUUCUGGAUGGAACAUCUGAGCUGAAGACUACUCAAGACACCAAGUUGGCUUAUCAUUAUUUACGAAGCAGGGAGGAGGUACUGGGAGAGGUUUUAGCUGCAUUUGAACUGAUAGAGAUUAGCCAACCGACUCAAGCUGCGUUCGAAGACCAAUUAGUGGCGAUUCCCUCGUAUCUUAAGCCACGGAUCGAAUCAUACAGGGUGGAGGUGCUGUUUUGGGGAGUGCGGAAUUUGAAAAAAGUGAAUCUCAUCAGGAUAAAUCGACCGAAAAUCACCUUUUACUGCGGCAACAAAACCCUCGAAUCGCAGGUGAUGGAGAACGCAAGAAAAUACUCAAACUUUAUCAAAAAUACUGGAGUUUUGGAUGUGAACAUGGCAUCCCAAGAGGAGUAUCCAGAAGCCUUCCAGUUCAAGCUGUUUGAUAGCCGCAAAUUUGGAGUCUACGUCUUUGCUGGUAUCAGCAUUAGUGACACCGCCCCCUUUCUAUUUAAGCCAAUGACCGUUGAGGAACGACUCAAUCUACUGAGCCAAUACAAGUCCAGCAGUUUGGCCAUGCACAGCGUUACAAGUUCGGAGGUUUUCGUCGAUAACUGGGACUUGGCGUUGAGGAACCUGAACGAAGACAAACCAGUUGAAGAAUCUGCAGCGAAAAGAUGCUGCAAAGCGCUGUGGAAGUGCCUGAAGUGUUUUGGUGGGCGCCGGCAGCCUUUUAAGAAGUCCAAGAGCGACUAUUCCUUGCUGUCCUCUGAAGACCUGGAAGAAGACUACAGUGACUUUGACUGGUGGACUAAGUUCUACGCUUCAAUCGAUGAGCAUGCGAAGGGCGGUAAGAAGGAGCAAAUUCCACCUGCUCAUCGCAACAUGCUCAAGGUUUACGCCAACGAACUGGAAAACCAACCAGAAUUUCAAGGAUUCUCGGACAUGUUAACGAGUUUCGAGAUUUUCAAAGGGAAACGGACUGGGGAUGAGUUAUUGGACGAGCAACUGACUACGGCCGUGUUCAAGGGAUCGGUGAAGAUUUACCAGUGGCCUCCGGAGGACGGCGAUGUGGACAAGUACGUGACUCCUAAUGGCACGUUGGUGAAGAAUGGCAUCUUUUGCAACUACCCGCCUAAUGCUCCUGUGCAAUACAUUUUGAGAAUUUAUUGCGUUCGCGCUAUCAAUUUGCGACCCAAAGACCUGAACGGAAAGUCCGAUCCCUACAUACAAAUCCAGCUGGGAGCCAAACUGGUCUCAGACAGGGAAAAUUACAUCCCUAAAGAUGUAAAUCCCAUAUUCGGCAGAUGCUUUGAGUUCCAGGCCUCUUUCCCCGAAACCACUUCGGUUACCGUCAAAGUUUCCGACUACGAUACGACUUCUGCAGACGAUCUGAUUGGCGAAACGAAAAUCGACCUGGAAAAUCGAUUCUACACAAAGCAUGGGGCGCGAUGCGGAUUGGCCGAGUCCUAUUUUGACUCAGGGUACUGUCGAUGGCGCGACCAGAAGAAACCCACUGAAAUCUUGGCGAUUUUGUGCAAAAAAUGGGGCAUCGAAGAGCCGAUUUACAGCGACAAAUGUGUUACAGUGAAUGGAAAAGAAUUCGCUCCAGUGGAGGUGAAAUCUGUAGAAGAUCCAUGCUUGGACAAGGAAAACUUAGCGCUUGAGGCUUUACGAAACUGGCAUGAAAUGCCAGUGGUUGGUUUCAAGUUGGUUCCCGAGCAUGUUGAGACCAGAUCACUGUUUACCCCAGAUAAACCAGGCAUAGAGCAGGGCAAAAUCCAACUCUGGAUUGACAUGUUUCCUCGCCUCGACUGCCCUGUUCCCGAUAAAAUCAACAUAACGCCUCGAAAACCCGUUUCCUACGAGCUACGGGUGAUCAUCUGGAACACCGAAGACAUCAUUCUGAGUGAGGACGAUUUUUUUUCGGGCGAAAAAAAAUCCGACAUCUACGUUAAAGGAUGGUUGGAUCAGCCUCAAAACACCCAGUUUACCGAUGUUCACUAUCGAUCCUUAACAGGCGAAGGCAACUUCAACUGGAGGUUUAUUUUUAAAUUCGACUAUCUGGCAACAGAAAACAAGCUGGUGAUGAAACGGAAGGAAUCCAUAUUUUCCAAGGAUGCAACUGAAUUGAAAAUUCCCUGUGCCUUGCACUUGACUGUGUGGGACAACGACACUUUUUCAGCAGAUGAUUUUUUGGGUUCCUUGGUGCUGGAACUGGCCAGAAUGCCUCGAGGCGCCCGCUCGUCCAAAAAAUGCGACUUAUCCAUCCUGGAACCCAACGCUAAAAAGAUCAACCUGUUCAAGCUCAGAAGAACCAAAGGAUGGUGGCCGUUUCAGGCGACAGACCGCAAAACCCAACAAACAAUGCUUGGGGGAAAAGUUGAGCUUGAGCUGGAAAUCCUCACCAAAGAAGAAGCGCAAGUGAAUAUAGUGGGAAUGGGCCGACAAGGCCCUGAAGCGCUGCCUCCGCCAAAGUUGGGCGAUCGAAUCCAGCACCGACACUACCAGGGGGGAGAUUCGACGUUUUUCGCCUGCUUUCGAAAGCCCUUUAAACGAUCGCCAUUCAAACGCUCAAAAGGCCUGUCGAAAGAUUGCAGCAUUUUUUUUGCAGUUCUUCUAAUCAUUGCCAUAAUGUUUGCGAUUUGCAUGUUUUUGUAUUUCGGCGGAUAUAUACAGGGCGCCAAUGGCAGCUGCGCCAAAAGAAAAAGAACAGUGGCCGAUUUAGAUGAGGAUUUUCCCUGAACUUUGAGAUCGUAGUUAAGAGAAAGCUGUGAUUAUUUUUAUAUUUUUAGUGUUUUAAUAUAGUGUGGAAGUCGUGAA
Dendroctonus ponderosae (mountain pine beetle) is the source of this 5052-nucleotide messenger RNA. Its product is annotated as otoferlin. Gene Ontology annotation, biological process: plasma membrane organization. The coding region runs from base 31 to 4974 and encodes 1647 amino acids. NCBI's taxonomy places the organism in Eukaryota, Metazoa, Arthropoda, Insecta, Coleoptera, Curculionidae. The transcript has 30 exons. Gene Ontology annotation, cellular component: membrane. The record is from RefSeq and is a predicted model, not a curated record.